CCUGACCGCGGCACCGGCCCCGGUACCGGCCCCGCCCGCCCGCGCCCCGGCCCCGCCGGGCCCAGCCCCGGCCCCGGCACCACCCCCGGCAUCACCGGCAUCACCCCCGCCACCACCGGCACCACCGGCAUCGCCCCCACCGGGCGCGGGGCCCGGACCCCCCCCAGGCCGGGGGGCGGCGGGGGGCACGGGGGUCCCCGCCAUGGCCUGCCUGCACGAGACGCGGACGCCCUCGCCCUCGCUGGCGCUGGCCUCGGACGGGACCCCGGAGCAGGAGCUGACCCCCACGCAGUGCGUGCUGCGCGACGUGUUGCCCGCCGCCCCCGCCGCUCCCGCAGCCCCCCCGGAGGCCUGGCCCCGUCGCGGGCCCCCCCGGCACCCUGACCUGGGUUCCGAGGGAGCGGGACCCCUGGCCGCCGAGGCCGCCCACCUUCGGUGCCAGGCGGGCGGGGGGUUCCUGGAGGGGCUUUUCGGCUGCCUCAAGCCCGUCUGGACCAUGAUCGGCAAAGCCUACGCCGCCGAGCACAAGCACCCCCAGGAAGACCCCUGGGAAGUGCCCUUCGAGGAGAUCCUGGACCUGCAGUGGGUGGGCAGCGGGGCGCAGGGUGCCGUCUUCCUGGGCCGCUUCCACGGCGAGGAGGUGGCCGUGAAGAAGGUGAGGGACCUCAAGGAGACCGACAUCAAGCACCUGCGCAAGCUCAAGCACCCCAACAUCAUCACCUUCAAGGGUGUGUGCACCCAGGCACCCUGCUACUGCAUCAUCAUGGAGUUCUGCGCCCAGGGCCAGCUGUACGAGGUGCUGCGCGCCGGGCGCAAGGUCACCCCCUCCCUCCUCGUCGACUGGUCCAUGGGCAUCGCCGGCGGCAUGAACUACCUGCACCUCCACAAGAUCAUCCACCGCGACCUCAAGUCGCCCAACAUGCUCAUCACCUACGACGACGUGGUGAAGAUCUCGGACUUUGGCACCUCCAAGGAGCUCAUUGACAAGAGCACCAAGAUGUCCUUUGCCGGCACCGUGGCCUGGAUGGCACCCGAGGUCAUCCGCAACGAGCCUGUCUCCGAGAAGGUUGACAUCUGGUCCUUCGGGGUGGUGCUGUGGGAGCUGCUGACGGGUGAGAUCCCCUACAAGGACGUGGACUCGUCGGCCAUCAUCUGGGGGGUGGGCAGCAACAGCCUCCACCUGCCCGUCCCCUCCGGCUGUCCUGACGGCUUCAAGGUGCUGCUGCGCCAGUGCUGGAACAGCAAGCCCCGGAACCGGCCGUCCUUCCGCCAGAUCCUGCUGCACCUCGACAUCGCCUCUGCUGACGUCCUCUCCACCCCCCAGGAGACCUACUUCAAAUCCCAGGCGGAGUGGCGGGAGGAGGUGAAGCUGCACUUUGAGAAGAUCAAGUCAGAGGGGACGUGUCUGCACCGGCUGGAGGAGGAGCUCAUCAACCGCCGGCGCGAGGAGCUCCGGCACGCGCUGGACAUCCGGGAGCACUACGAGCGCAAGCUGGAGCGCGCCAACAACCUCUACAUGGAGCUCAGCGCCCUCAUGCUGCAGCUGGAGCUCAAGGAGAAGGAGCUCCUCAGGCGGGAGCAGGCACUGGAGAAGCGCUACCCUGGGCUCUUCAAGCCGCGGGCGCCGCGGGGGCUCCUGCACGGCAACGCCGUCGAGACCCUCAUCAAGAAACGCAACGUCCCCCAGAAGCUCUCGCCCCACGGCAAGCGACCCGACAUCCUGAAGCCAGAGGUGCUGCUGCCCAAGCUGGAUGCAGCCAUGGCGCAGGUGGCCCUGCCGGGGUGUCCCAAGGGCCCCCCCUCACCCGGGCGCAGCCGCCGGGCCAAGGGCCGCCAUCGCAAAGCGGGACCCCGGGGGGGUUGUGGGGAGCCGGGUCCUGAGGCCGGACCCCCCCGGGGGCUCCCUGGACCCCCCCCAGCCGCCACGGGCCCCGACCUCCUCGGGGGCACCCUGGAGGCUGCGGGUGUCCCCCCGGCCACGGUACCUGAUGCUGGACCUGGGGGGGCAACGGGCACCCAAGGGUCCCCCCCGCCACGGCCCCCCGCUCCCGGUGAGCCCGAACGAGAGAGCGGGGCUGGCCGGGGGGGGAAAGCGGGGGCCGGGCAGCACCUCACCCCCGCGGCACUGCUGUACCGGGCGGCCGUCACCCGUGGGCAGAAGCGGGGGGUCUCAUCGGAGGAGGAGGAGGGCGAAGUGGACAGCGAGGUGGAGCUGCCGCUGCGGCAGAGGUGGCCCCCGGGCAUGAGCAAGCGCCAGUCGCUGUCGACCUUCAGCUCGGAGAACUUCUCGGAUGGGGACGGGGAUGGGGACGGGGACGAGGGGCACACGAGCGAGCCCUCGCACAGUGCCACCCCCGACGUGGGCAGCACCAACACGGACGAGCGUCCCGAUGACCGUUCCGAGGACCUGCUCUCCCAGGGCUCCGAGAUCCCCCUGGAUGCCGCUCCCCCCGAGGGUCCCGGCCGCCGUCAAGGGGGGCUCAGCCCCAAGGUCUCCGAAGACUCAGACUGCGACAGCGCGGAGCUGGACCACUCAGGCAGCGGCGAGGGGCCCCCCCGACCCACGGCCCCCCCCGGCCUGUGACCUGUCCCCCCACCCCCCUGCACACCCCCCACUUGUACAGCCCCAAAUAUUUAUAUAAAUAUCU
Molecule: messenger RNA, 2648 nt
Organism: Harpia harpyja (harpy eagle)
Lineage: Eukaryota; Metazoa; Chordata; Aves; Accipitriformes; Accipitridae
Gene: MAP3K12
Product: mitogen-activated protein kinase kinase kinase 12
Biological process (GO): protein autophosphorylation
Molecular function (GO): ATP binding; JUN kinase kinase kinase activity
Source: RefSeq, a predicted model, not a curated record